Messenger RNA from Fomitopsis serialis, 1312 nucleotides. RefSeq lists its product as uncharacterized. NCBI's taxonomy places the organism in Eukaryota, Fungi, Basidiomycota, Agaricomycetes, Polyporales, Fomitopsidaceae. The annotation marks the transcript as partial. The record is from RefSeq and is a predicted model, not a curated record. The transcript has 6 exons.
CCUAAUGGACAUUCUUGAUCCACCCGCUAGGCUGGGCGGAUGGAUUCUGCUCGGGUUCAUGGAGGAGUGGUUGCGGGAUCCUCGGAACACGCCUGACGAGGUGGUACCGAGGCCGAUGGUUCCUCACGGCGCGCCGGGGUGGAGGAUGAUUGUACCUAUGAAGGUCAUAGUGGAGACGCUGGUCUAUACCUUGGCUCAGGAUGCAUACCCCCCUAUGGUGUUGCCCCUUGUGUGGGACUUGUACAACGGGGAGAUUGAGCUUUCCUUCGACCAGCCGAUCGCCAUGCAGGUGAUCGGUGCGUACAACAAGUACAAGAAGAAUUGUUUCCGGAAACUUGCGACAUUCGAACUCUUCGACGUCAAACUGGGGAAGUUCCGUCCUGCGUCCGUACACCGCGCUCCCGGCUCCACCUCCUUCCGUCUGCCGCUCCCCCUCACCUACAUCCCCGUCUUCAAGGACUCAACCCUCACCAUCGUCGAGGACGCCGCCGAGCACUCACUCGGCAUUCAACCCUUGAAGCCCAUGUGUUCGAUGAAGAGGAACAUCAUGGACCUCGAGUUCCUGUGGCCGGUGGACAUGCCGCAGCGCCGUCAGCUCAUACGUGCUGAUUGGCAUGUCGAGGGGCAGUGGUGGGGCUCGCAACGUCGGCUCGCGGCCGUGCGUCCGGUGCUGGGCGAGGUGGGCUGUACGGUGGAGGAAGUGAAGCUGCUGUCAGACUGCCGCUCAGAUCUUGCGCCAUUCAGCCAGGACAUUAGAAAGUGCGUAGAUGUUGAAUUUGAACUUGUGGGCCUGAGUUGCGUGCGACAAAUCUGGAACACGGACUGGACGUACCAGACCGCCCGGCAGGGUAGGAGCAGCUUCCCGCUGUUGGCGGCACAGAGUACGUGCCAAGUACUAGUUCAAUCGGUUGGUAGAGAGGAGGCGCGACGCGUGGUGCUGAAAGCGAGUAGUAAACCGGUCGGGGCAAGAGUGCGAAAGGGCGUUCAAGUUGUCCGGUUGCAGAGGCAACAGUCCGGCCGGACCCAUACAGCAUCACUGCAAACAGGCCGGGUGGAGGGCAGGGUUAGCAUACACAACAGAGCGGCCGGCCAGUCCACGUUGCAAACAGAGUGGCCGGACUCAGGCCCCACCACUUUAAAUGUUCCGGCCGGGAUAAAAUCCUUUCAUUGCAAGCGGACCGGCCGGAGUGAAAUCUAUCUGGUCCAGGAUGGGUUCUCCAGCCUAAACAAACUGACUCCACAACAGGCCGGCCGGGCAGGAGUUGUCCUGCUUCAAACGGUCCGGCCGGUCACAGUCCCCUGGGGCUAUUGA